AGUUGUGAGGAUCUCUCGAUUCAAUAAGAAGCCCAUUGGCCACGAACAAAGGCAACAACAUGCCUUCCUCACAGGAUUGGUGAAAGUGUUCAGUGUCCUCGCUCUCUGUUACCAUCUAACUUUAUUCUAACGACCUGCCACAAGACAACAAGCAGUCCGACGAGUAUGUAAUCGGUAGGUGUUUUCAGUUGGUCUUUGCUGGAGUUGAUAAACGCGAAGUACUUAGAAGAUGUCGCUCAACAUGUCCUGCCAAAAAAUUGGAGCGCUCGGCCGUGCAUUUUGCAGGAAAAGUCGCAGGACAGCAACUUGCACAGCAUCGAAGAUUCCUGCCUUCACAUGUGGCACGUUAGCAUCGAGUGGUCUGAAUGACCAGAAAAGCAGCGAAAAUGCUUCUAGUUGUGACACUAAAGUGAGUAAUUCAGCAGGCUGUCAUUCAUCUCCGGCUCCCCACAAGCACCAAGCUGGAAAGAAGAGAGGCGAGGAAUUGCUUUCGAGAUCGGGCAGAGCUUAUUCCUCCACUGCCCCUAAAGUUGACCCCAAGACCUAUCUCUGGGCAAGAUACAAUGAAAUGAAACGGCUCGUUCACGAUCUUAUCCCUCCAGGGGUGUGCAAUUUGCUUAACCCAGCCACUAUUUAUGCCAAUAAUGAGGUUCAUCUAGAUGAAGUGGAUAUCUAUGGGUUUGAUUACGACUACACCCUGGCCUUGUACUCCAGUGCCCUUGAUGAAAUGAUCUACAACAAAGCAAGGAACUUCCUUGUCGAACAUUUCAAGUAUCCACAAGGCAUCAGCAAAUAUGACUACAUCCCCAACUUUGCUGCACGGGGGCUGCACUAUGAUAUCCACAAGGGACUUCUGAUGAAAAUAGAUGCCUUUCAUUAUAUACAGAUGGGGACCGUGUAUAGGGGUCUGAAGGCUGUGCCCGAUGAGGAGGUCAUGCAGCUUUACGGGGGCACCAAUCACGUCCCUCUUCACCAAGUCAGCGGGUUUUAUGGGAAGGGCCCCAAAAUGAAACAGUACAUGGAUGUGUUUUCAAUCCCCGAAAUGACUCUGCUAGCUGCUGCCAAUGACUUCUUUAUCUCCAAUGACAUCGAGUACGACCCCGUGCACCUCUACAGGGACGUGUCGGAAGCCAUAGGAAUGGUGCACAUCAAGGGGUACAUGUACAAGUGGAUCAUGCAAGACCUCGAGAAAUACAUCCUCCGAGGGGAUGAGACCUAUGCUGUCCUGCACCGUCUUGUGAAUCAUGGGAAGAAACUCUUCCUGAUCACCAACAGCCCUUUCAGCUUUGUGGAUAAGGGUAUGAAGUACAUGGUUGGGAAGGACUGGAGGGACUUCUUUGAUGUCGUCAUUGUGCAAGCAGACAAACCACACUUUUUUAAUGACUGUGUCAAACCAUUCAGAAGAUUGGAUAGUAAUGGAGACCUCCAGUGGGAUAAGAUCAAGAGUUUAGAGAAGGGUCAAAUCUACAAACAGGGAAAUCUGUAUGAUUUUCUACGGCUGACGGGCUGGCGUGGGUCCAAAGUGCUCUAUUUUGGAGACCAUCUCUACAGUGAUUUAGCUGACCUGAUGCUUCGCCAUGGCUGGAGGACGGGUGCCAUCGUGCCAGAGUUGGAGGUGGAGACCAGGGUGGUGAACACAGAACAGUACGCCCAGAGCCUCACCUGGCUGCAGGCACUUACAGGCUUACUGGAACGCUUACAGAUGCACAAAGAUCCAGAGUCUAAGAAGGUUCUAGAGGACUGGCUGAAGGAGAGGGAAGAACUGAGAGCUGUCACAAAGAACCUCUUCAACCCUCAGUUUGGAAGCAUUUUCCGUACGUGCCACAACCCCACCUACUUCUCCAGGCGCCUGUGCCGCUUCUCCGACCUCUACAUGGCCUCCAUCAGCUGUCUGCUGAACUACGACCUCUCCUACACCUUCUACCCGCGCCGCACCCCACUACAGCACGAAGCCCCUCUGUGGAUGGACCAGCUUUGCACUGGCUGCAUGAAGACUCCAUUCCUGGAGGAGAUGGCUCACAUCCGUUGACCUAGAGUUGUCAUAGAAUCUCCUCUUAUUCUAUGGCUCUGGCAGCGAAUAGGACCUGAAAUUACUUCCAGAUGAAUGCUGAACCUGACUGUGAUCAGGAACCGGACAUGUGCCGAGCUCUUCGGGAGGAAGAGAGCUCUGCUAACGUGGCAGCCUGAGUUAUGGCUGUUCAAGCUGUGGCACCACCUCCUGGAAGAGUAGAUGUAUAGCAUUUUGAAGAACAAAACUGUGCAAAUAGUAGCACAAACUUAAACGUUUACUUCUAGGUUUUUUUGCAAGGAUACUGACAGGUCUCCUUCAAUUACCUGAUUUUCCCACCCCUGUGAGGUACUGGGAAUACAUGGUAGUAGAGUACUUUGAACAUUGAUUUGUAGCAUACAUUUUGUUGCAUCUCCACUACUAGGUCAAUUGCAACAUUUGCUGGAUGUGACUGUUACAAACUUAAUAGCUAAUUGUGUUGUCAGUUGAUUUCAUGUAGACAAGGUUCUCUAAACAUUUACAUUUUCUAAAAAUAGCAGUGAAAAGAUACUUUCAAUUCACAUAUUUAACAUUAUAUUUACAUCGGACAAUCUGUUACAUCACCUUUUUUAACGCUUUAUUUUCUAAAUCAAAUGAAUAAUAAAGAAAAGGUCAUUUUGAAUGCCAGGUUUUUAAAUUGCCAUCAUUUGUGUAAAUGUUGGAGAAUAAACUGUUGAUAAAAAAAAUGAAAA
Molecule: messenger RNA, 2739 nt
Organism: Sardina pilchardus (European sardine)
Lineage: Eukaryota; Metazoa; Chordata; Actinopteri; Clupeiformes; Clupeidae
Gene: nt5dc2
Product: 5'-nucleotidase domain containing 2
Exons: 14
Coding region: 230-2029 (599 amino acids)
Molecular function (GO): 5'-nucleotidase activity
Source: RefSeq, a predicted model, not a curated record